Lymnaea stagnalis (great pond snail) is the source of this 10620-nucleotide messenger RNA. The record is from the annotation of a GenBank genome assembly. Lineage: Eukaryota; Metazoa; Mollusca; Gastropoda; Lymnaeidae.
UUUGGAAUCAUUGGCUACGUUGAAAAUGGUUACCUCAAAAGAGAAAAUGGUGUUUCUAGGGGCAUUAGCGAAUAUUAUAAGUUCAAUCAUGAUAGUUCUGCUGAAUAAAUGGAUUUAUACAAAGUAUAAUUUUCCAAACAUGACCCUUACAUGUAUACAUUUUGUGGUGACAUCACUUGGUCUCCUAAUAUGUCGACAUGCAAAUAUAUUUCAACCGAAAAGUCUUCCAUUCCUCUCAAUGCUCCCUCUUGCCCUUUCAUUUUGUGGAUUUGUAGUAUUUACAAAUUUGUCGUUAGAGUCUAAUACCGUCGGUACUUACCAGAUAAUCAAGACAAUGACUACACCGUGCAUUAUUGUCAUUCAAACAUACUUUUACGGUAGACAUUUCUCAAGAAAUGUAAAGUUAACAUUGGUAAGUUUAGGAUUUUGAUCAUAGUUCAUAAUGAGGACAACAUUUUUAAUUCAUUAAACAUUAUAUUGGCUAAUAUAAUAAAAAAUAGCAAAAUUAUAUACAUGAUAUAUGACAAGUAAUACUAAUAGUAAUAACCGUAAUAGGUCUAGGACACUUUUCGGACCUUUAGACUAAUAUUAAUAUUAUGGCUAUUUGGAUGUCAUCUGAGUUAUUUCAAAUUUGCUGCAGUUUAAGUUUAUUUUAGUUCAACUGAAUAAGUAAGUUUACAAACAUAUAUAGUCCAUUCCAUUAAAAUCCUUAAAAUUUUCAGCUAUCAGUUCCAAUGACCUAUUUUAUAUCUUGUACCUUUGCAGCCUGCUAAAGUUUUUAAGUUCUUGGUAUCUGUUCUGAUCACUAAUGUAAUAAGAAAUUAUGAUAGAGUUAUAUUUAGUUUUAUUAAACUUGAUCUCUUAAAUAUUUAUGUUAAUGGUAUUGAAGUAGGAAGCUAGGAUCUACAAAUUUAUAGGACUAAUUAAGAAAUGAGGUAAUGAUUUUAUUUCUUUAAUUCUUUUUUAAAGAUACCUAUAACGAUAGGAGUCUUUCUAAAUUCUGUUUAUGAUGUCAAGUUUAAUCUCAUUGGGAUUAUAUUUGCUACAGUUGGAGUUUUGAUUACAUCAUUGUAUCAAGUGGUAUGUAUUUUAUCUUAUGACAAAUUAUAAUGUACCCGGUAUUAAUUUUUUUUGUUUACCAAUUUCACUUUUUAAGGAACAAAUAUGCCAACCUCCUGCUAUAAAAGCAGAUUGUUGUUGACAUUAUAUGUCAUAAAGAAUAAUUCAAAUAUAAAGCGAAGGAUAGUAUUUACUUCAAUUAUAUUGUUAUCAAUUAAUUUAAAAAAAAAAAAAAUUCUGAAGAUCUAUCAUUAAAGAGCAGCUUCAUAAAAAAAAAAAAAAAAAAAAAAAAAAAAAAAAAAAAAAAUAAAAAAUAUUAAAAAAAAAAAAAAAAAAAAAAAAAAAAAAAAAAAAAAAAAAAAAAAAAAAAAAAACAGAUCCCGGCAGUUAAGUGUGUGAUAUCUUUUUAAAAAUUUUUUAUUAUAAAGGUAUGAAGACAUGAUAAAGUAAAAGAAGUCUCUUAUUUUAUUAUCAUUCUCAUUAGAUCUGAUUAUUGAGACAAUAUUAAGAUUAUUGAAAAUCGUUAUACCCAUAUUUUUUUUUUAACUGGUAAGUGUAGGAAUAUACGCAAGAUUUAUAUACAAAUUGUAGUUUAUGUUCAUAAAACAACGAUACCCCCAAAAAUAUUGAAGGGACUACAUAAUUUUUUCGAGAACAAUAUGCAUAUGUCUGGAUAUAAAUGUUUUUCAUAUUUAUAACUGAGUAGGUUUAAAACCAUUUCAGAUAUUACUGGGACACAUAUCUCAUUAAGAAAUCUUGUAGACUUGCAAACACUGUCAACAAAUAAAUUUAAUGAUUUUUAACUUUUAUAACAACAAAUUUACUUUAAACUAUCUGAUUUUCAGUGGGUAGGUGAGAAGCAGCAUGAACUUCAAGUGAAUUCCAUGCAGUUACUUUAUUAUCAAGCUCCAUUGUCAGCAUUUCUCUUGCUGUUUGUAAUUCCAUUUUUUGAACCACUUGAUGCAUUCCAUGGGGUUUUCUUUAACUGGCCAUUUGAAGCAUUGGUAAGUGCAAGCUUAUGUUUGCAGCAUGAUAAAUAUUUUUGCAAAAUUCAGUUUUAAGUAAAAUUUAAAAUGCUUGACUCUCUUACGAAAUCAAAUUAUGAUUUAUGAUAUUUUAGUGUCUUUAAAAAAUAAUAUUGAAAUCAAAUUAACAUACAAACACUAAAUAAGUUUGUAUAUUGUUUAGUAAAAUAUCUUGAAAAAUAGGCAAUUAGUUUUUAAAAAAUCAGAACUAGGUAGCCAUACAACCUGUAGACUUGCAGAACAAUUGGUCAAGUAUUUUGGUCAAAUAAAUUAAAUAAUUAACUGACUUGGGUGUAAAUACUUUUUUUUCUUAUAGACCCACUUUUGUGACUAAUGAUAAUUAAAAUUUUCAUAAAUGUAUACAAAUAAAUGUCAAAUUAUACAUGGAAAUUAAAAAUAGAAAUACAGAAAAUAAAAAAAAAUGUUUCAGUUAAUGUCAACCAAAAAGUAAGAUAAUAUUUAACAUUACAUUAGCUGAACAAGCUACAAAUAUUUUGCAUGAAUCUUAGAACUCAAGGCACAUCUCUGCCUCUAAAUUUACAUUUAUAUUGAUUUUUUAAAAUUCAUGAUAGAAUCUAUUGAUCCAAACAUUGAACAUAUUUAUUUCACUCAGAAUAGUUAUUGUUGCUGAAGUAUACCGCAUAACUUUAAAAAAUUUCAGUAUGUGAUGAGCCUGCAUAUAACCUUUAAAUCCACAUUUUUCCAGAAAUUAGAAGAGUGACACUUUAAAAAACAAAACACAGCCACUUAAAAAAAAAUAAUAUUGUGGAUGUUUGUGAUAUAUAUUUUGGUUUGGAUUGGGUAAUUCAACUGAUUUUAGAUCUGAUUUUUGGAGUGCUGCAGAGCAUUAUUGUUCAACAGCUUAGUCUGAAGGUGGAUCCUUGUGAGCAAUUUGAGGUCACAGUACAUAUAAGGAAUGACUUAUUAAUUAAUAUCAAUCCAUAACUUAUGUCGCAAUCCAACAUUUCCCUAUUUGCCCACCUCAUAGCAAUUUUGACAGUUUUCAAAAUUAACUCUCAGAAUAAACAUGAAAAGUUUUUUUAUUCAUUUAAAAUCUAAAUUAAAUGAAGUUGCAAACUCUCAAAAUAUGAUAAAAUUUUUGAAAAUUAUAAUCUGUAAAAUUGCUGAAAUAUAAUUUAAUGAAGAAAAUGAGUCAAAGUGACCAGAAUAACAAACAGAGGUUCAUAACAUAUCAUUCAAUGAAGCAUUAGCAAGAGAUUUAUAUUGGUAGUAAAACUUCAAUGCAAAAUUAAAAUAGGCAGGAAAAGUUAAGUAUAAACAAGUAGAAGUAAAAUAAUUUUAACAAUAAUUCAACUAUUUUAAGUUAAGCUGUUAUCACAGAGACCAAGUUGGCCAUGGGUUUUCCCACCAGGAUCUCAACUUUAUAUUUACAUUUUUUCUUAAAUAAACAUAUGAUUGCACAUAGUUUCUUUUCUUAUUUUAGGUCUCAGUAUUUAUGUCAGCCUGCAUUGCCUUCAUUGUAAAUUUAUCAAUAUUCUGGAUUAUUGGAAACACGUCACCUGUAACGUAUCCUUUAUUUAUUUCAAUUACAUCAAAAGCUCCAUUCAUUUCAGAUAAAGGACAAAAUUUCAUUGAAACUUUCUUAAGAUGCUUAGAUCAGUGGAGUUUUGUUCAGAUCAACUAAAAGUAUAAAAAGCACCAGUAAAAAAUAUCAUCAUUCAUGGAUAAAUGGAAUUGAAGAAGCACACCUGUGUUUCAAAUAAUUUUAAUAAUGGCAUCAACUGUACAUGUAACACGGAAGAUAAAACUACGUUCAAGCUGCGUGUAGAGAAUAUUAGGAACAAAAUAUGUGGAAGCUUUAAAAACAAGACACUAACAGAUGUUUCGGCUGAAAUCCUUCCUCCACUAACAAAACAAGAUCAAAUGAAAAUUAGAAAAACACUAAAGUUAAAUUUUUAUCUGCAUAAGCCCUGGGUAUGGUACAAAAUCCAUGCUAUCUUGUCAGCGUGCUUUUAUUUCAAUAAUUUCAUGGUUUUCCUUAAUCCUGCAAAGUUAUAAUAUGAUUGGUCAUCUUAAAUUCUGCAUGACAUUAUUUGGAGGAUAUGUUUUGUUCCAUGAUCCUAUACAAGUUUUACAGCUACUUGGCAUUUUUACAACAGUCGGAGGUAUGUUACAUUAUAAAUUAUCCAUUUCAUCUCUAUUAAAACACUCCUGCCUAACCUAUGUUUGAUGUAAACUCUCUCAUAAACAAAGAGGCAUUACUCUAUCUCCAUAGAUCAGGGGUCGACAAACUAAGAGUAAAAUAAAAAAUAUUGGAGAUGAUGUGGGUUGAAAAGACAUAAAUAGAAAUAUGUAAAAGCGUUCCUUGUUAUGAUAAAACUAUUGUCAGAGCAACACUGCAUCUGGCCAGUGUAAUAGAGAAAUGCCUCCAACAUGUUGUGGUCAGUAGUGGCUUGGCAGUUAGCAUGUCGGCAUAUCUUGUCUUAUACCAGUAACUCAUUUUUGCAGAGUCACCUACUGUUUUAUCUUAGUCUUUUUUGGGGCCAUCCAUAAAUUAUGUGAUGCUAUUUUUUGCCCCACACAAAAAUUACACAACCUCAUCACCAGAAUUUUUGACCCACCCUAAUUUCUCGAUGUCAUUUGGGGAUGGCACUCUUCUGUUUGAAAUUGAAGGUGGAAUAGUUUUCAUAAAAAAUAUAUAUUGGGGUAACAGCUAGAAAAGUACCGACCCCUUCUAUACAUGCUUUAAAAAAUGAGAUAUCCAAAUUGUUUAAAAUACUUGUAUUUAAAAAAAAAUUGAAUGAAAUUAAAUAAUCUUAGAUACAAAAUAAGUUUAAAUAUGGAAUAAUUUUCAAUUAUAUUAUCUGAAGUAGAAAUUUGGUACAAUUUCACUAGGUAUUUCAUUGCCAUAUCAUAGUGGCUGUUUUCUGCUUUCGCCAUCAAUUACCAGAUUACUUAUUGUAAUUUUCAACCAUAUGAUCAUCAAUAUCAGUUUCAAUAAUUCUAUGUAGGUCUAUUUGGUAGUUUCACACCUAAGCUUCUCAAGAGCUUGGAAAGAAAAGCUGAACUUCUACUCUCAUAACUUACCAUAGUAAUGAAAGAAGACAAUCAUUAGGAAUUCUUCAUUUAGAGAGUGAUAUUCUCUUAAAAAUGGGAGUACAUUUUUGCAGUUUAUUAUAUGAGAGCAGUGUUACCAAUUCUAUAUAAAAUUUACUUACAAAUAUUUUAAAUAUGAAAGUUUUUAUGUACAAUCAUAAUUUGUUCAGAAUUUGCAUAUAAAAAUUGUUUAAACUAUGAAGCUAAAAAAAUGAAAAUGUGUGACUAUUUCACUACCAAUAAUGAUUCUAUUCUUUGCCACAUGAUAAUUUACUGCAAGGCGUUCUCUUUAGCUUAAUGAUUCCACAAGUGUAAAGCGAGCAAGAAAACAAAGCACAAACACUGAGAUUUCCGAUUUUGUUUCACUUAGAAACCUUUUUUGUAAAAUUUCUCAUUUUUUAUGUAAUCCUCCUGGUUCUAUUUACUUAAAUUUACAAUGCUGCACUCAGAGAAUCAUUGAUAUGAAACAUGUCGAAGAUUGAAAGAAAGAAAAAAGUUGACCAUUUACGAGAUAUUAUAGAGUGGCUAAAAAAUCAGAAACUGUAUGGAAAUACACAUUAUCCAACUCCAAAACACAUGUAUGUCCAACCUGCAAAACUGCCAUUGGAAUGUAAAUUGGGAAAAAUAGUUAAGUUUGGAAAAUCUCUGCAUUUGAAGAACUGAACUAUGUUAAUAUAAUAAAGAGCAAAGCGUCACUAGAUUUAAACUUCUAAAUAAAUCUGAUUAUACAAAUAAUUUUAAUAAAUCAAUCAGACCGGAGAUUAAGAUAAAAAAAAUUUAAAAGACCAAACUCGCAAUAGUCACAUUAUUUCUUCUUGUUAAACUAAACAUAGCAACCAAAUAAUUAGAGUUAUCUCCCUCUUGAAGUUUUUACUAACUUUUAGAUGGUUUAAGAUUAUUAUUAUUUUGCUAAUAGAUCAGCCAUAGAGUAGUGUUUCCAAACUCUUAAGUUUGGCAGACGAGUGCCAUAUUUAUUAAUUAUAUUUUCUUUCUUUUUAACCAUAAAUUCAUGUUGUGUGGACUGGCAGUGUAAGGCCAGUCUAUGGACCACCAUUUGGGAAAAGCUGCCAUUGAGGACAUCCUGUAAUUAAAAUUUUUAAACAUACUGGAAUACACGCAUUGGGCUAAAGGAACAUAUAACAAAAAAUGCUAGGUUGCGGAUAUCAACAAGAUCCAAUACACCCCUCCCCCUUGUCCUGCCCUACGCAAAAAUCAACAACCCCUUUCCCUUAGUACAUAUGUUAUAUAUGGAUGGCCCUAACUUUUAUUCGUCAUUGGUACUCGCCUGCUCCCACAUUCCUACAUCUUUGUCCCUGAGACUGUAUAUCCUCCUAUAAUUUUCAAUUGUCACUCUGUGGGGCAUGCGCCACAAGUUAAGAAACACUGGUUUAAGGUGAAUUGACUUCAUUUAAUUGUAUUGUAAUAAUGGUUUUAUAAAUACAUUAUUACUUAUUUUUUCUUGGAGUGGGGAGGAUAAUUCUCAUGUGUACAUUAGCAUAGGUUUAAGGGUGCAACAGGGUUUUAUUUUUUCGUGGAGUGGGGAGGAUAAUUCUCAUAUGUACAUUAGCAUAGGUUUAAGGGUGCAACAGGGUUUAGGGGUACCUAUGAAUAUUAUGCCAUCAUACAGGCCUACUGAUAACAAAUUAAAUGAAUUAUAUUAAUUGUUUUCAGGUGUAGUAGCAUACACUCACAUCAAACGAGAGGAGAUGAAGAUAACAUCUAACUUGCCAACUGUUGGUGACAAUCAUGCUAAAAGCUAACUAUGGUAUGGUAACAAUACAUAAUAAGGAAAAGAUAUAACCUUGAUAUUUUUUUUUAAAGCAUAGAUAUUAAAACAAGAUUGAUAAAUAACUAUGUACCAUACUCUGUAUAAUUGAAUUAUUCAUAUUACUACCUGUUUAAUUAAACCUAGAAUUCAAACAUCCUUGCAGUGAAGUCUUUUUUUUUUAAAAACAUGGUAGAAUGAUUGAAAAAGAAAAUUUGUAAAUGUCAGCCUCAGGUUAAAGGAGGAUUUAUUCAAAUAAUUUUGAAAUAAAUUUGAUUAAGUAGAAUGUGUGGCAUCAGAGAAGAACCAACUUUAUCUUGAUAAUAUGUUAAUUAUGCAAUCAUCAAAAUUAUUCAUGCUAAUGUCAUUUCUAACUAAGAUUUGGAGACAUAUGAUCACAGUCAGCUGCAAUCAACAUUUCAACAACAAAAAAAGGGAGUGGAGAGGGGGGGGGGAAUACUUAUAACUUUUCUUUAAAUUAUGUUUUGUCAGUUAUAUUUUGAACAACCCAGGAAUUAUAGUUUUUAAUAUUCAUUCCUCAUUUUAUAUAUUUAUUUAAUUUUUAAAAAAUACCUGGGUCACUUGUUACAUUAAUUUUGUGAUUUAUAAUUUAUGCAAAAUUUGUUAAAAUAAACAUGAAUUAAAUUAUGUUAUAAAUUCUAUAGCUACAAUAAAUUAUUUUAAUGAAGAACCUUUUUAAGAUGCUAAGAAGAAAUUUCAUUUAAGUUGUGUGUAUAUAUGUCUAUGAAUAUAUAUAAAGAACUAAAGAAAUUUAUAUGUGUUGCCUGUAUUGUAGAUUUUAAAAUGAUUUAGAAUUGAGAGUUAUUGCAUAUAUUAAUAAAACUACUUGGCAUACAUUUAUAAAUUAUCGUAACAUUUUAAAUGAAUAUUUAUUAUCUAGAAUCUUCAACAAUAUAUACAUACUUAUUCUUCGCUAACAGUUUCAUUUCUUUUGUUUUAGUUCAGAGAACUUCUCUUCAGCUGACUGACAAGUAUGAUCUAUCUUCUUUCCCAAAUUUGGUUCACAAUAAACACUAAUUUUAAUUUAAAAGGUGAAUCCUAAGAGUGAUUUUCAAGUACCUGUAAAAUUCCUUAAUUUGUAAUGUUAUCUCAUAUUGUGUUUGAUACUAUUAUUUAUAAUAAUAUAUACAUUUUUUUUGGUUUCACUUUAUACUGUACUAUUUACCUGUUUUUAGGGAAUUUGGGGUCGGGGGGCAGGGAGGGGGGGUUGUGCUUGUGUCAAAACAAUCUAAGUAAAAAAAAAAUGUUUGUUGUAGCAUUAAAAUUGCCUUUUCUUUUGAUCACAAAAUCAAAAUCCUUACAGUUACAGCCAAUGCUCUUUGAAAGGUGCAAUAGAGAAACGUUUUUUUCCACAUGUUGUACAAGGCAAAUCCUAUUGUUAACAUACUAGUUUUUAAGUUUAUCAGAACAAUAUUUUAAGGUCCUAAAAUAAGGUUCUCUGACCUGUUUGUAAUCUAUUGUGGUACAUUCAUCCAGUUUGUAUAUAAUCAGGGACAUUUUUCUUUUGCACCUGACCGUUACAUGACACUUCUUUUACUUAAAUUUAAAACUUGCUUUUAUUUAAAUUUAUUUAUAUUUUAAAAUUAAAUCCCUCAAGCCAUUUCUUGUAAUUGUAUGCUAUAAAAAUUAUAUCUAUAAUUUGAACCCUCUUAUCUAUGUUUCAGUAGCUUCAUUUGGCUUCAUUUUUGGCUUGUUACCACAUUCUCAUAAUAGUCUGUGUGGUAGAAAGCCAUUAUGUUUGUAAUUAUGCCCAGGAAUUAUAUGGAAUAAGUGGGAUACUAGAUGUAUGCAUGUAUGUGUGAAGCAGGGCUAGUUCUUGGACAAUCAUGGGGGCAUAGUAAAAAUUAUUGGUGCCAUAUCAAUGAGGAAAAAAACUUUUUCUGUUUAGGGACCAUCCAUAUACCGGUAGUAAAAAUGAACGGUGCCAUAUCGAUGAGGAAAAAAACACUUUCUGCUUAGGGGCAUAAUAUUUACGCCAAAAAAAAAAAAUCAAAUUUACAUGGAUGCUUUUUUGGACAUCCUUGCGUACAUUCAAAUUAGCUUUUAUGGACCCAACAGUUAAAAAACACAGCAAACAAAAUGGGUUUAUGAGACAAUUAUGAGGUCACAGUUAAAAAUAUGUAUAAUGUUUUCUCCCCUGCUUGAUUUAUGUCACCCAAUGGUUUCCAAAAUGUAUUUUUGCCUCAUCCCUGGAGAAUCGCGGCUUCAUCACUGGGGCCCUGCAAAAUAUUACAAUUUUUAUCAUUCUAUUUCCACUUUUCUAAUCCAAUGUGACAAUUAACAUCUCGUAAAGUGAUAUCUAGCUGAUCUAGUGGGCAUGGUGCAUAAGAGUAACUCAUUUCAGUCAUUACUGUUUGCAGUUACUAGAUGGCGCAAGUACAUUGAUGACCUACAAGGUUUUUAUUUAUUUUUACCCAAUUAUUUAAUUUAAAAAAAAUUCUCUGCUUUUUUGUGUACCGGAUACCUAUUUGUUAGAAUUUGACUUUUCAUAGGGUGCCUUGUGAAAACCUGAUUUUGGGCUGGGCGUCUUUAAAAAAAUUAAUUUAGGAGCCACUCUCGUAGCCAAGGAAAAUAUGUCACACGUAAGUGAAAUAUACAAAGGGGCCAUUGAUAAAUGCCCACUCGCUUUUUUGACGGAUUUGUACCCAUCGCCCUUGUCAAAAAUUUCAACACACAGACACUACAUUUAAAUCACACCUCACUACAAAUUGAUGACCCCGAAAUGCUUGAUGUCUUCGAUGGAUGGCCUCAAAGGCAAGCAGUGGACUAAAUAUAACUUACUACUAGCGAGUUUACUUGUGGAAAAACGCAAAGCAAACAGUAUCACCAUGUUACUUUACAAAAUAUUGCAUGAUAUUUUUACAUUAGAGAAAAAAAUAAGCUAUUUAAUGACUGUCAAAAUUUCAGAAUAAUUAUUGGAGAAAUUAUUAAUAAAUGUACAAACCUUAUGCUGAGAUCCUCCUGGCACUUAUACGUAAAAUCGAUAUUCCCCCUAUAUAUGGAAUAUGGAUGGGCCCUUAAUAAAAUGAGCUUCUUAAAGCAAAUUCAAAAUUUAAUGUUACAAAAUAGGCUUUAAUUUUGUAAACUUUAGAUUUAAUGUACAUAUCAUUUAAUAUGAUAAAUGCCAGAACAUAGUAAAAAUAAUUGCUUAAAUAUUUUAGUCAAUAUGUCAGCUAUUGGACACUGCACCUGGGGUUAUUACUUCCCUUGUCACCCAGUUAUUGUUCUUUACUGACAAGUACAAAGAACUUCAAAGAUGGCUUAGCACAUGACAAAAACUGCAGCUCUACAAAGCAUUUGAGACCUGGCGAGUGGAAUAAUUAAUAAAAGGUUCCUCUUAGCUGAACACUAUCUGUUUCUGUGGAAAAGUUUUAUUACAAUAGCUUUAUCAGGUUAAAAAUGAAGUAUUUAAAUGCUCCAAUUUGUCGGCCGCAGUGGCUUUUCAUUGCAUUUUUUUGUUUGAUGUGAAGGUUAAUUAUUUUAAUGGGAAAUAAUAAUUAAUAAAUGACUUGAAUUUCAGCUUUACUUUCUGUUACUGUGGAAAAUUGUAUUUCAAUAGAUUCAUUCAUUGAAUUGUUAUGCUAUUUUAUUUUUAUUUAAAAAGUAUAGGUUUUGACAAAUAAAUGCCAAUAUUCACCACACCAUAUCCUUAUCUGAUCAUAUUAAUUGAAGAAAAAAUAAAAAAUUAAUUCC